This is a messenger RNA of Closterium sp. Naga37s-1, 2691 nucleotides long. The record is from the annotation of a GenBank genome assembly. Lineage: Eukaryota; Viridiplantae; Streptophyta; Zygnematophyceae; Desmidiales; Closteriaceae.
AUGCGAAAGAUAGUAUGGGAGCCGAGGAAUAGAACCUUGGAGCAAGGGAGAUCGGAGGAGGGAUUGGUGGAAGCAGUGGUGAAAGAAGGAGGGUUGUUGGGAGAAGAAGGGUUGAAGCAGCAGUUUUCAAAUGGUGGUGAGGAGGACUUGAGGCAGUUUAUGGUUCAAGAGGUAAGCAUCUUGAAAGAUGCAAGGGCGGGGUUUCUUGUCCUGGUGUGUGGUUUCGGGAAAGGCGUUGGGGAGCAGAGUUCGAAUGCUGCUGGUGUUGUGUGGCGCGCACUGCAGCAUGCGACUGGAGGGAUAGUGGAGGAUUUGACAAGAGAGCUGGACACGUGUAUCGACAACACCAGCACCAGUUUUAGCAGCAGCACCGGCAGCAGCAGCAGCGCAAGUAGCAGCAGCAGAAGCAGCAGCAACGCAUCUACCAUCUCCUCCCCUCUCCCAUCCCACAUGCUCACCCCAACCACCUUCGCCACUCCAAACGACUCCCGCAACUACUUCACUACCCUGCUCUCCUCCUCCGUGGAAAAAAUCGCAGUCGAGGCCGGCGCUCUGCCCUACAUUCUCUCCCCCGGAUUCGGCGAAUAUACCGACUGCAUAAUCGGCAUUUCAGCUAAAGGAGGGGGCUCUACUCCUGCCCAUGCUCCCUCUUCUCCUGCCUCUGUUCCCUCCCCUCGUUGGUCUUGGGACUCUUCAGGGUCUUUGGUGAGGGAAGAGCCCUCUCCCUCCGUUCUGGAAGGGUUGGGGAGGGAUGAGCCUUCUCCCUCCGUCCCGAAUGGGCUAGAAUGGGAUGAACUGGCAGUGAUUUCAAUUUUUGGGGCAAGAGGCGAGGUUCGGAGGGUUGUGCCUGUGCUUUGUCCUGUAGUGGGGGAGGCGGUACCUGCCGCGGCCCUGGAAAGGGCGAUAAGGGAGGAGGACGUAAGGGGAGGAAGGGUGGUGGUGAUGCGGCAUGGGCGGUUUCAGGAGGGGGAGGUUGAGUGCGUUCGGAAGGUGUUGGGUAGGGUUGGAGCCCGGGGGACGUUUGUGGAGGUGGGGGAGAGUGGGCGGUGUAGGUUGUUUCGAGCUCUGCCUCCCUUCGCUGAGUCGAUGCCGGCAGCAGCAGCAGAAGGAGCACCACCAGCAGCAGCAGAAGGAGCAGCAGAAGCAGCAGCAGCAGCAGAGGAAGACGUGUAUUUCCCUCUUAGCAACACCAGUGCAGCCUUAGUGGCAUCAUCCAUAGCACGGGGCAUGCCUCAGCCCAUGUCAGUGGAAAUCCGGGAAAACGAUCUGGGGUUGUCCUUACAGCAGGUGGUGAUGGUUGUUGCUGGGAUGAGGAGGGUGCAGCAUGGGGCUUUGCGGAAGGCUAAGCUUCCUGGAGUGCUGCUGCUCGGCAAUCUCAAUGUUCCGGUUCUCAUUCUCUCUCCCAUUCUCCCACCCAUCCUACUGCGCAUCCCAUUCCAUUCUGCUAACACCCCUUCCUUACUCUCCGUCCCAUUCUCCCUCCCAUACUCCGUGGUGCUGCUGGGCAAUCUGAACGUGCAGCUGCCCAACGCGUGGCUGUGGGACAUGGUGGACGAGUUCAUCUACCAGUUCCAGUCCUUCUGUCACUUCAGGGCGCGCGUCAAGAGCCGCACGGACGAGGAGAACGCUGCCCUGAAGCAGUGUGGCAAUGUGUGGAAUGUCUAUGGUGUGCUGAACUACCUCCAUGCGCUCGUGGCGAAAUCCAACAUUCUCGCAAUUCUCGAGGACGAUUCGGAUGGAGGAGCAGCGGCCAUGUUCCUGGCCACGGAGGGGUAUGACAUGACGGGCGCGGGGGGCAGCAACGUGGAGCGCGUGCUGGGGUACCUGUCGCUGGUGGGGCUGCUGCGUGUGCACUGCCUGCUGGGGGACUACCACACUGGCCUGGUGAAGCUGUCGCCGAUCGAUGUGGGCCGGCCAGGCGUGUUCCAGCGAAUCACGGGCUGCCACAUCACCGCCAUGUACUACUACGGCUUUGCCAGCCUUAUGCUGCGCAGGUACGUGGACGCCAUCAGGGCAUUCAAUCAGGUGCUCCUGACGCUCGCCAAGGCCAAGCAGUACCACGAGUCGCUCCCCCAAUACGAUCAGAUCCUGAAAAAAACUGAGCAGAUGUUCGCGCUUCUCGCCAUCUGCCUCUCGCUCUGCCCGAACGGAAAGCUUCUGGAGGAAUCCGUUAACGGGCAGCUGCGCGAAAAGUUUUCGGACAAGAUCCAGAGGAUGCAGCGCGGCGACGAGGCGGUUUUCGACGAGCUGUUUUCGUUCGCCUGCCCGAAGUUUGUCACGCCUGCCCCUCCCGUGGAGGAUGGGGGGGAGCUGGUCAACUACAACCAGGACGCCUACCGCCUGCAGCUGAAGCUGUUUCUCGCGGACGUGCGCUCUCAGCUCGCCUUGCCAGGGCUGCGAUCCGCUCUCUCUCUCUACUCCGCCAUCUCCCUGCCCCGCCUCUCCACCUUCCUGGACGUUUCCGAGACCACCCUCAGGACCGCUCUGAUCACCCUUCGCCAUAAGAACACCGUCGUGGAGGGGGAUGGCUCGGUGCUCCCCAAUGCUGAGCUGGACUUCUACAUCGAUGAUGACUUGGUACAGGUGGUUGAUCGCAAGACCACGCGGCGGUUUGGGGACUAUUUCAUCAAGCACAUUCUCAAGUUUGACGAGCUGGCGGGGCAGCUGGAGAACGUUCAGCUAGUAGUGUAA